Messenger RNA from Pseudoliparis swirei, 4599 nucleotides. Its product is annotated as claspin. Bases 201 to 4178 code for a protein of 1325 amino acids. Gene Ontology annotation, molecular function: anaphase-promoting complex binding. The record is from RefSeq and is a predicted model, not a curated record. The transcript is spliced from 24 exons. Gene Ontology annotation, biological process: mitotic DNA replication checkpoint signaling; activation of protein kinase activity; mitotic G2 DNA damage checkpoint signaling. Lineage: Eukaryota; Metazoa; Chordata; Actinopteri; Perciformes; Liparidae.
UGUUGUGUCCUGAACAGGCGGGAGGAAGAGAAACAGCCCGGCUCAAGACUUUCUAAAUAUGCUUUAACUGUCCGAAACAAACUGUGUCGAGCAGACACUCGCCCUUCGACGUCCGUUGAGUCUGCUGACACCCGACGAAGCCUCGUGUCAGUCGGUUUAUUUCACCUCAAAAAAGCGUAAACGAGCCCCUGCGGACAAAGAUGAGCCUGGUCGUCUCUCAACAACCGGCUGAAGGGCUCCCGGCUGCGGCCCAAACGACAACAGAGAGUGAUACCGAUAGCGGGAUGGGCUCUCCGGCAGAGGAGAUGGCCACCGAGACGGCCGACAAGAGAGAAGAGCUUCCAGACUCUGACGAGGAUGAAGACAUCACCGUCCACAGAAAGCCUCACCGUAACGCCAUUAGAGACAGUGACAGCGAGGACGACGAGGAGGCAGCGGCGGAGAACAGCGUGCACAUGGUCGAGGCGCUGGUCUUAUCCGCUUCCAGCGGGGAGGAGAGGGAGACGGGAGAGAAGGAGGAGAGGAAAGACAACGGGACGCAGAAGAAGAGCAAGAGAAUAAGCCGAGCUCCCGUUGACAGCGACGACAGCGGGCCGGAGCGGGAGCAAAGUGGAGGAGUGGAGGAACAACAGAAGGAGGUGAGGAAGCAGGCAAAAUCAACAAAGAAGCGAGAGAAGAGCCAGAGGCACCGGGAGAAGAAGGAGAAGCAGAGCAAAGCGGUGGAAAAACUAAAGAAGAAGGAGAGGCACUCUGAAAUGAACGAGAACUCGCCGCUCCCCCGGGCUCUGAACGACAGCGGGUGUCUGCUCGGCGACACGGACCUGUUCGACGCCGGUCUGGACGACGAUGAGGAGGAGGAAGAGUCGCUGGAAGCCAUCCGAGCUGCUGUCAAACAAAAGAUGAAAAAACACAAGGAUCCUUUCCUGGAUGAGGAGGAUGAGGUGGGAGAUGAAGAUGCAGCGGAGAAACCCCAGCGUGUGGAGCGGAAAGCUGCGCGCGCCAGCCGAGAGGCGAUGAGGCACCUCCACAGCGAGUCUCAGAGACUGAUCCGAGAGUCCACACUCGGCCUUCCCUACCACGUCCCCAAGCCGAAGACAAUCGACCAGUUCUUCAGGAAGAGAGCCAGGCCAGAGGGUCCGGCCAUGGCGCUGUUGAAAUCCACAAAGUAUUCCGCCAUGAUGUUGGAGAUGCCCUCAGCUGCUUCUCCUCCUCCUCUUCCUCCACCUCCUCUUCCUCCCAAUGAGCCUCUGCAGCCAUCUGCCGAGCAGGACUCGUCUCCCGCUCUGGAUCCGUCGCCCACUCAGAUCCAGCCCAUACCUCGCCCCGCCGCCACCUCGUCCCCGCAGUGGGCAAGCCUCGACCAGGCCGGAGAGGCCCCGGCGAGCCCUGAUCCCGCCCAGGAAUCUGGACCGAUGCUGUAUCUCUCCGAGAGUCUAGAUGAGUCCGUCCCAGCAGUCGGAGCGCCUGCUUCUGAUCCUCGAGAAGAAGCGUCUUCGGCGCCCUCGGAGUGGAAACUGUUGACCGACUCUGGGCCCGUGUCCCGGGCUUCGACAGAGCCUUCAGCCUCCCGGUGUGGGGCCUCUGAUCCGGCCGCAGCGGUGCAGUCCACCAAACCCAAGGUGGACAAAUUGUCCAGACUGAAGAGGCUUGGACUGGACCCCCCGCCUGUGGCUAAAUUGUGUCCAGAUGACGGCUCCUUCGUUGAACUCGAGCUGCCGCCGCUGAACCCCGGCGUGGAGGCCCUGAAGAAGCGCUACCUCCGUCACGUCAAGGCACCCGACCGCCCUCGGGGAGAGCACACGAUGCAGCUCAGCAUCGUCCGCAAAGACACCGCCCCCUCUGGCCAGGAGGAGCUGCGCACCGAGUCCGUCACCGUCACCGUCAACGAGGGAACGGAGAAAACCCCCUCGGCAACCAAACCAGGAGAGAAGCUGCUGACUCUGAAGCAGCGCCUGCAGUUCGCCAUGGCCCAGAGGAGGCAGGAGGAGAGGGUGCGCAGGGCCGAGCUGAACCGCCUCGACAACGAAGACUGUGGGGAGGAGGAAGAGGAGGAGGACGAGAUGACCGAUGAGUCAGACGAGGAGGAGAACGUAGACGACUUACUGGGAGGUGGUGGCAGUGAGGAAGACGAGAAGGAGCGUGACGACGAGGAAGGCAGCGUAGCCCAGAGUCUCAGGAGUCCGUCGCCCGUGGCGCUGAACGAACCCUCCGACAUGAUUAAUACAGACACGCUUAUGCUGUUCCCCGGAAACUCCUGCUCUCGUACCAGUGAUGGCGUAAGGAGGUCUGGACCGGACGGCAGCGGCAAUAAGAUGGAAGAGGACAACAGCCACAACAGCAGCUUUGAGCUGGCGGGCUCGAUGAUAACCUCCUACCAGCCGGUCAGCCAUCAGCGCUCGGCAGGGAGGAGCAUCUCCAACUCUUCCAUGUUCCGCUCCCCUUCGCCCUGCCUCUUCAGGCCCAGCUUCCUCGGCUCCGCCUCCAAGAGCUCAAGCAAACUCUCCGAGCCGUCUCUCUGCCUCCCCGUCGAGGACUCCCAAGACCUGUACGCGCCUCCGUCCCCGGGAGCCGAUUCGGGGCCCCUGGGAGGCGUGGCCUCUGGCACCGGAGACUCCCAGGGUCGCUUCUCCUUGGAGGACGACACCCAGUCGCAGUUGCUGGACGCGGACGGCUUCCUGAACGUGGGGCUGCGGUCAGGCGCGCCGCGCUCCCACAAGAGGCAGCUGAUCCUGGACAGCCUGGACGAGAACGCCAUGGACGCCAACAUGGGCGAGCUGUUCGGGCUCUGCUCGGGGGUCUUCAGGACGGCGGAGGAGGGGGACUCCGGCGGGCCGGGCCGAGGAGGCCCCGGAGGAUCGCGAGAGGACGAGCUGCUCGGGUUGUGCUCCGGAGCGUUUCUGCCCACACAGGAAGGGGAGGAGCUGAAGAGAGAGGACAGGAGGGGGGAGGAGUCUGAUAAUACCAUGGAUCAGCUGCUGGGCCUGUGUUCGGGGAAGUUUACUUUUCCAGGUUCUGUUCACACGGCCUCGUCGGCACAAGACAGUAAAAAGAAGCCAGAGGAAGAGCCGCAGGAAGAGGAGGAUGACGAGGAUGACGAGGACUGCGAAUUCCGGCUCCUGUCGGAUGUGGAAAGUCACAGUGAGCCGGAGGACAAUGAUGAGGAAGGUGAAAAGGAUGACAAUGAUGAGGAGGCUGGUGAGGACGAGGACAACGACGUGGAAGAGGAGGAGAUGCAGGGUGUCUUUGCGUCGCAGCGGGUGAAGAAGAAGAAGAAGAUGCGUCUGACCGACUACCUGGAGUCGGAGGCCGAGCUGUCCGGCAGCGACGAGGAUGGCGACGACGAGGACGGAGACGGAGAGAACGAAUACGAGGAGGAGGCGCUUCUCGAGGAGCUUCCCUCUGACGACGAGCUGCAGGACCAGGUCAACAAGAUCCACAUGAAGCAGAUCAUGGACGACGACAAGCGGAAUCUGCGGCUCUACCAGGAGCGCUACCUCGCCGACGGCGACCUGCACUCCGACGGCCCGGGGCGAGCUCGCCGCUUCCGCUGGAAAAACAUCGAUGAUGUGUUCAACGCGGACCAGUUGGGCACGGAGGGCGACGGAGAGGAGCAGGAGGAUGAAGAGGUGGACCUGUCCGAGGUCCAGAGGAGGAGAGAGAGGCUGGAGAGGGAGCAGUGGCUCAGGGAACAGUCUGAGCAGAAACUCAAGAAAGGGGACGACCUGGAUGGAGACGACGAGAAGCUCGAUGAGGAAGACAGUCAAUUCAUGAAGCUGGCCAAGAAGCUGACGGCCAAGGCUCUGCAGAGAAAAGAGCCCCUCAAUGCACCACAGCCAGAGAAGAAGACCCCGGCUCUCAACCCCUUCCAGAGACCCUCGCAGCCCUCACAGGUGAGGAGAGGGUCGCUGCUGAGUCAGCCUCAAUCCGUCCUCCAGAAGCUGGCCUCCAUCUCGGAGGGGAAUCCUCUGGCGCCCAGAAACGGCCGAGGCUUCCUGUUCCAGACCCUGUCCCCGGAGAAGAACAAGUCCAACGGCGACGCUCCCAAGAAGCAGACGAUGAAGAAGAGGGGGCCGGUGGAAGCGGUGAACCCAUCAGCGAAGAGGGUCUGCGUGGAGAACCGGCCCGCCGGACAGACCAAAGGCCCCCAGAGGAGCAUCUUCAACUUCCUGGACCACUGAGGACGCAACACGAGCAGCUGAUCUAUAGAUAAUAAAUAACUGUCAGCGGGCAAAAGGACAGAAUUGACCGGCCACAUCCAGCAAAACCUCAAGAAGAAGGGACGGUUGCCCCGGGAGACGCCGCCUGUGAAACACGAAUACGGACACACACGAGUGUGUGUGUGUGUUUACGUUGCUUUUUUUUAAAUAGCAAGCGAAGGCCCUCCAAGUCUUCCUCGUUGUCCCGCCGACGAGAAGCAUUCACCCCUCACACCGCGCUGACUUAACCUGGACUUCCUGUCGGAGGUUCAUUUACAAAUGUUUUAUCAUGUAAAUAGGAUGAUUUAUUAGAUUUCUUUUUGUAAUCGUUUGGGAGUUGUUUUUCUGUACGAUGAAUUUAAAUGUAUUUGUUUUACAUUGUAAAUAAAAGUGUAUUUUAAGA